Phalacrocorax carbo (great cormorant) is the source of this 677-nucleotide messenger RNA. NCBI's taxonomy places the organism in Eukaryota, Metazoa, Chordata, Aves, Suliformes, Phalacrocoracidae. The record is from RefSeq and is a predicted model, not a curated record.
CCCCACCCAACAUGGCCGGGCACCGGGAUCGCAUCCAACGGGCGCUGGAGGAGCUUUUGGCCGCCGAGUUGAACCGGUUGAAGGCGACGUUGAACCGGCUGCCGGUGGCGGCCGGUUACGGCACCAUCCCCCGCGGGCGGAUGGAGGGGGCCGACGCCCUCGGCCUCACCGAGCUGCUGGUCGGCUGCUAUGGGGAAGGCUAUGGGGCGGCGGUGGCGGCCGAGGCGCUGCGGCGCAUCCAGCGGAGGGAUCUGGCGGAUGGAUUGGUUGGGGGUGAGGACCCCCACCGCCCCCGCGACCGCGCCGAUGACGUCACCGACCAGGCGACCGCCCCGUCGCCGGAGGAGCGCUUCGUGGCGCGGCACCGGGGCGACCUGAUCCAGCGGGUGCGGGGGGUGCCGGCGCUGCUGGACGGCCUGGAGGCGGGGGGGGUGCUGGCCCCCGAGGAGGCGGCCGCGGUGGCCGCCGGGGCCACCCCGCAGGACCAGAUGCGGCGGCUGUUGGCCACCGCCCCGGCGUGGGGCCGGCGGGGUCACCGGCGCUUCCUCUGCGCCCUGCGCCGCCUGCACCCCUUCCUGAUGGAGGAGCUGGAGGGGGCGGGGGGGGGCCGGGAUGGGGACGGGGGGGAGAUGGUGCAAACUGGGGGGCCGGGGGCCCCCUGACCUCCCCCCACCCCA